Messenger RNA from Symbiodinium sp. CCMP2456, 2121 nucleotides. Lineage: Eukaryota; Dinophyceae; Suessiales; Symbiodiniaceae. The record is from the annotation of a GenBank genome assembly.
GAAGCAGUCGGACAUAAUGGCUUUAUAGGAGUCUUCAAAGUUUUGCGACUGUUUGCCCUUUCUAUGAUACUGCAUGACCAUCUCAGACCCCAAUUGCACCACCUGAUCCGUGAUUUGCCGCAGAUGGCCUACUUAGAAGGCGGUGUGCUGCUGUCGGUCGACUUAAAGCAGGCUUUUGAUGUCAUGCCUAGGGAGCGGUUACAGGAAGCCAUGCAGUUAGCGAACGUUGACCAUGCUGCCCAGUACGUCAUACUCAAGCUCCAUGAACAUGCCUGUCUCAGAAUCGCUCAUGGGCACAAACAAGCCACGCUUGAGACAUCAAACGGUAUUCGACAGGGCUGCUGCCUUGCUCCGGCCUUGUGGGUAUUAUAUACCGGGCUAAUCCUAACCUAUCUCCGCCAAAGGAUAGCCAUGCAAGACACUACUGUGUACGCAGACGAUUUCUUGUUUCAUUGGUUGGUGCAAAACGGAGCCCAGCUAGAGCAAGCCUUCGAGAACAUUGCUUUUGUAUUGUGUACGCUGGAUCACUUUGGUAUGCGUCCUAGCCCCACUAAGUCUGCAGUCCUGAUUGGAGUCCGAGGCACGCGUACGCACACUGUUCUAAGCUACGGGCAGUUUGAGUCUCUCACCUUAAAAGAGCGCCUGAAGCAAUCCUGGAGUGCCUUUAACCGGCUGGUGCCUGCCCUGCGCUCCUCUGGUAUCAGCCUGCAGCACCGCACUGGAAUUUGGCGAACCUGCGUGCACUCGGUGCUCAUGCAUGGCCUUGAUAGUAUAGGCCUUUCUCCGGGGGGCGCCACCAAGCUCCAAAAGCAUGUUGCUCGGCAGCUUCGCAUCCUCAGCAAGGCACCAUCUUUUAUCACACAUGAACCGACCCCAGACCUGUAUGCACGCCUGCAGGUUGAAGAACCUGUACAGCCUUCCAACAUGGAUCUCUCCCCCGAUGCACUUCGCGAGGGAGCUCGGGCAGUGGCGGAGCAGGAGCUGAUGUCAGCGGAGGCCCAGGCGUCUCUCCUGUCAUCAAUGAUGAACAAGGGCCCUGCUCCUUCGACGCCUCCGGGGCCGACGGACAGUGGCCUGCCCUCUGCGCCCAGCACAAGAGCCCCGACGACACCGACACAGGCGCCGGGGGAAGCGGUGGAGACUCCGGAGCCAAUGGACUCUGCACAGCGCGAGACCAAGCGCCAAGCGGAGGUGACGGAGGAGGAUCUGCAGACCGGCAACGGCAAAGGCAGGGACAAAUGGCAACGUCCCCAAAGCAAAGGAAACUCUCGUUCCGGCGAGGGGAACUGGGGAGGACGGGGCCGGGAUCACCAGCCAGCAGCUCCGCGUCGGUAUCAGCAGCCCAGCCGCCAAUGGAACCGGGACAAGGACUGGGACCAGGACGAUCGGGAGGAGCGGCCUCUGGAUCGGUCGACGGAGAAGAAGCUCUUCUCACUGCGUCUGUCAAUGAGCAGGUUGAUGAUGAGGCACGAAGAUCAGUUGUCCAUCAACCGGGCGCAGGACAACUGCGUUAUGUUUGCCCAGACCCAGGGCGUGUUGUCGGCCGUCCCGGAGCUCUUCAAGGCGACAGAGGCCUGGCGCCAGAUGAAGAAGGACCAGCCGGAGCUGCUCACCCUUCCCCUCAGGACUUGGAUGCUGAAGCACUGGGUGGACUUGAUGCUGACAAGGAUGGAAGCUGUGAUGCAGUCCGAGCGCUCCAUCCAGCAGGCGAAGGACAUGCUCGUCCUGGACGACUCCUGCAACGUUCCAUACCUGGAACGGGAUGCCUCAGCACGCCAGCUGCGGGUGAAACGGGACAGGGACCCCAUGACCCUCUCCCAGGUCCUCGAGCUCUUGAAACAGAUGCAGGUCCUGGUCUUGCAGCCCCUAGCCAUCCUCCGCUUUCACACCACUCGCGAAUUGGUGCAGAACAUGCAGUCGGAUGUGGUGCCACUGAUGCUGCAAAUCGGAAGCCGAACGGCGGAGUGCCACCAACUAUGGAAUGCCUUCUAUCGGCUCAGCCACAGUGGGGCGACCAGGGUGGUGGCAACCUCCCUUCGGGGGGACCGAAUGGGACGAUCGGCCCUGGCCGUGGCCAUUCAGAAGAUGGUCGAAGAACUGUCAGGAACCUACAACUCCUGA